CCUCUCCUCCUCCUCCUCCCUCCUCCUCAUUCCCUCUCGCAACUCGGCCACGCUCGGAGCGCCACGCACGGCGCUCUGCACAGAGUCAUGCUCGCGGCGAUGCAGGUGACCUAGGGAGGAGGAGGAGGAGGAGGUGGUGGUGGAGGAGGAGGCGCAGGGCUUGUGGGGAAGGGAACGAGGCGGAUCAGUGCCCCUUGGCCGGGACCCUUCUUCCCUCAGUCGGGGAAGCGGUCAACCAGCAACAACAUCAUCAUCAGCAGCAGCAACAGCAGCAGCAGCAAGAACAUCAUCAUCAGCAGCCCAGCGAGGCGGUGUCCCGUGUUGGCACAUCAGCCCGCGAGGACAGGGGCGAGCGACCGGGAUGGAGCAGCUCCGCGUGCCGCCGCUGCCGCCGCUGCUCCUGCUGAGUGUCGCCUGCUGCUGCUGCUCCUUCUCUCUGGGAUUCGCCGCUCUCGGCACGUUCCGGCAGGUCCCGCAGGACGUGACGGCGCGCGAAGGCGAAGACGUGGAGAUGUCGUGCGCUUUCCACGGCGGCGGAGCGCCCGCCUACUCGCUCGAGAUCCAGUGGUGGUUCGUGAAGGGCGAGACGCGGGAGGCGGCCAGGGGAGUGGCUCUGGACGACGGAGGACCCCGCAGACAGAUGGUGAUGAAGGAAGAAGGCACAAAGAUCAGUGUGGUGAGGGUCCUCGGCAGCGACAUCUCGAACCGCCUGCGCCUGACGUCGGUGCGUCGCGGCGACGAGGGCGCGUACGAGUGCCGCGUCACGGACUACCGCCCGCGACCACCGCAGGAGCACACGGCCCGCGCCUGGCUGCGCGUCACGCCACGGCCCGAGGACAUGCAGGCCGCUCAGGCCCAGCCCAUCGUCCGCAACGACACCUCCUCAUCCUCCUCGUCGUCCGCCUCCUCCUCCUCGUCGUCGUCCACAUCCUCGUCCGCACGCAAAGCCGCAAAGGAGGAGGCCGAGAAGAAAGGAGAGGAGGAAGAGGAGCAGAAGAAGAAGAAGAAGCAGCGGGCGGCCGGUGCUGGCACAAAGACGAUGGCCGGCCACCUCCUGCCGUGGAUCUUCCUGGCUGCUCAGCUUCUGUGCGCCGUUAACCCCGCGCGCUAGACCGACGCGACAACGCGGCGUGCGCAGCGGCGCGCGUGCCAACGUGGGCGGGGCGCGUGGGUAACUUAAACCAGAUAUGUAAUGUGUAUAUACACAGUGGCGUGUACAUAUAGUCGAACAAAUGAUGCAUUUAUUUACGAAGGAGCGACUUUGUGCGGGUUGGCAGACGUUCAACAUACUUACCACGCGUGCUUGUUGAUCUUUUUAUAUAUAUAAUGUAUACACGAUCUGGAAAACACCAGAGGUAACGAUAAGGGGACGUGUUAGCGCGUAAUAGUGAAUGUUAGGAAACGUCGUAGUGUAAAAAGUGCAAGCGUAGGGAUUUCCUGGUUAGGCAGCAUCUUAGAGACACAAACACAGUCACCGCCUGUGCUCCCUGGGCCUGGAUCAGCGUGGCCCUUGGGACACCCACCCACCACGGCUGUCACAAGUGGUCACCUGCCUUGGCUUCAUUACCUCAAUAAGGGAUAUUGUUUUUUUUGCAUUCCUCUGCUGCUCCGGAACCUACCGCUUAAUGGAUUCGAGCCAAUUUGGCUUGCAGAGGAGAGGGUCAUUGGCAGACACAUUGUCACCUGCCCCGCAGAGAAACAAAAUAUUUUCCUCCAUCAAUUCUGCCGCUGAGGUUGCGGGAAGGAAAAGAUAAUUGGAGGGCAUUUUUUUUACGGCGCUUUGUUACGCCGGGAUCGGAGAGCUUGCACCGGCACUGCUAGGCCCCGGAGUUAAACUGUCAGGUGCGCGGAGAGGUAAGCAGUGGGAAUGGUACCCACGUGGGAAAGCCGGUGAUGGAUCACUUGAGCUUUUUUACAGAUCCGAACUCAGUCUUUGCGGACACCCCUGGUCAACGGUAGCGCGGGCACGGCCACAACGGUGCGUCCUAAGGGCCGCGCGGUGGUGUCAGCUCAGCAGUGUCGGAAUUUUUUGUUGCAUUAAACGAGAGAGCGAUCGACAGGAGGUGACAACAACCAUGAGCGAAACACGAGUGGACAGCCUCAGCUUGUUAUUCAAUGGCGCCGUUCUAAUUUAAUUUCAUGAUUCAUUCAGAAAAAAAUGAGGAGCAUCUCAAAAUGAAUGGAUGCUGCCGCGGUGUAAUGAUUAUCACGCUAGCCUUGCGGAUCCACGGGUCACCGGUUUGAUCUCUGAGCACGGCAGUUGAAACAAUGAUGCAGUUUUCUUAAAUACCGCCCGUCUCUCUCCGCCCAGCAGUAUAAUUGGGGAAACCGCUUAGUGGGUGGGCUGGGUGUGCGUGGUAACGGGGCUACUCCUACCUCUUCCAAGAUGAAUGUCCAUGGAAGAAUGGGACAAAUACACUCCCUAGAGAGGCUCCAUGUACGUACGUACGUUGAACUUCUUUCACACCUUACAUAGCCAAUCGCGCUAAUCAGAGGUGCAGGAGGAUGGACAACAAUCUGAACACAAAAAGCAGUUUUAAAUAAAUGAGUUUUCAAUCUUGAUUUAAAAGUGCAUAGCUCCAGUGGCUUCCUAAUAUGGGGAUGAAGAGCGUUCCAGACGGCCGCAGAAACGCAUCUGAACGCAUGCGCGAUGCAGUGACCGUCUUUGUUCGAUGGCCAGCCCUCAAUAGUAACUCCCUCGUGUUGGAGGCCCUAUAUGCCAGCGGUAGAGUGAGUAGACAAUUGCAGGGCUGCACCCUAUGCCACUCUUACUCCUGAAGAUCGAUGUGAAUGUUAUUAAGGAAUGCAUUUAUGACAUAUUUAUUUCGGUCGGAUUUCAUUUUUUUUUGUAAAUUCUUGAGUCGGUUCUUGGGAUUAACGGUGGCACCGCGAGCUGACAAGGAUGGAGAGAGAGAGUGAGUGAUGCGGUUGUCUGACCACGCUCGUCGCUGCGAAGAGCCCCACGGCAUCGUGUGUGAUCUUGAAUGUGUUUUUUUGUUGAUGUGCACAACAAUGCUUGCGCUCAUACUGUACACUACACAACUGUAGAUAAGAAUCACUGACAAUUCAAUAACGUAUAAUAGUUAUUAAACGACUAGUAACAUGUUUGCAGCGUAUGCAGUGUACACGGUAAGACGUUUUACCUGGAUGAACAGUAAAUUCUCACCAAUUUAAUUUGGGUCACUGCGAUUGAAUCCGUUGCAAUGUAAAAGCUCCACGACUGCGUUUGCUUUUGGGAUAUUUUUGUGUUCUGUGUUUUGAAAUCGGGUUUUACUUUCUUCCUGUUACGUCAUCUUAUUUACUGGGUUUCCAGAUCUCCAUUUACAUAUAUGUGCCAUUUAUAAAUGUGCCAUUAAUUUAUAGAAUGCAUAAAAAAACGUAAAUGGUAUUCCAAAAAACGUAAAACCUACUCCAUAUCAUUUUUUGCACAUGAUGUAUGUUGGGCAGCAUACAUUUACAUUUUUAAACGAAUCACACGUGACGGAUUGUAUGUCUCGGUUGCAGCCGGGCCUCGCUCAGAUCUCGGGCUGGGCUUUUCCCUCCAAAUUUAGAAUCAACGUGCGUUUAGAUUAUUUUGAGUAUUUGUCUACUAUAAAUGCCCACACGAUAAGCCACUUCGUUGAGUUAUUAUUUGUGGCCAGGCCGCCUAUUAAAAAGAAGCUAAUAGCUCAGUGGGCUUUACCUUGUUAAAAUAAAAAUAGUUAAUUAAUUAUUUACUUACCUUUCCUAUACUUUGCACUCCUUUCGUGUUUGUAUAUUGGUUGUUGUUGUUGUAACUUUCUGACCCCGUGCCCCUACUGGACAUUUGUGAAAAAUAGAUUUUUAGCUCAUCGCAUUCCUCCAAUAGAAAUAAAGAUUCUGAUUCUGUAAAACAAUUAAUUGAUCACAGCACACGUCAGUUACGGCCGUUUCAGAAAAACACAUUUUUGUUGGUAAACUGUGGUGUCAUCUGGUCCAACACCACAUGAGACUAGGCUCUAAGGAAAGCUGUCUCGGGUGUGGACCAAUCAAUUUCAAGGACAAUGCAUAACAUUAAUGCAUACAUUAUCAGAGUUAUGUUUUUUGUUUGCAUUCCGACUGCAGGUAUUGUGGUCAAUGCAAACAUGACUCUUUGUAAAAAAAGGUGUCAGUUUUGUUGCCAGAUAAAAGGGUAAAAAAACAAUUAUCAAACCGUAAUUUAUUAGACUUAUAUGAAUGCAUUUUGAUUCAAAUAAUGAUUUUAAAAAAUUAUUGUCACAAUGACUUGUUUUGAAAGUGCACCCUACAUGUCCCGGGGCGUUUCAGAGUUGCUUUACAAACGACAAGCAACUUACAUCCCAUCUCAUCUCAACGCAUUUUAAAGGGCACUUCCAGUGGCAGCUUGCCCUUCCUGGACAUGAUGUGACUCUGCACCUGUUUCUGCGAGUGAGGGGGCAUUAGUCCGUCAACAGGCGGGCGAUGAUUGCUACGAGUUGUAGCAAUUUAGUUUAUUGUCUCCCGAUGUGAUUAUUUGGAUUGUACCGCGUGUUUUUUUUCCCUGCACAAAGUUCCGACGUUUCGCUCCACGCGCUGGACGCUUCUUCAGGAACUGAUUUGGCGUUGCACUGAAGAAACGCGCGCACAGAGCGUAAUCUAGUUCCUGAAGAAGACUCUUGGCACGUAUAAACGGUGGCAAGAUGUUAACUACCUCGUCUAGUAUACAGUAGGCAUGGGUUCGAUCCCGACCUUGACGCCUGUAUAUUGGGAGUUUGCAUGUUCUCCCCGUAGUCGCGUGGAUUUUCUCCAGGUCUUCCGGGUUUUCUCUCCACAUUUACAAUCAAUAUCAUGCGUUUAAGAGUAUUUGGCUGCUAUAAAUUCCCAGGUGACAAGCCACUUUGUUGAGUUGUCAUUUGUGGCCAGGUCGCUUCUGAAAAGGAGCUAAGUAGCUCAGUGGGCCUUACCUGGUGAAAUCAAAAAUAGUUUUUUUUUUCGAUUUAAAGCUUUCGUGACUGCAGGGAUUCAUCUUCUUGGUUCUUUCGGUAAAGUCACAGAGAAGGGAAGUAAUACAAUAAUAAAAAUAAAACAUAAUAAAAUAAUUCUCACGACGUUUCGGCCACAACGCAAGCAGCCGUCCUCAGGUGAAACCAGGUCUGUCGAGGCAGCGUCUGAAUUUACCAAAAGAACCAAGAAGAUAGUUUUUUUUUGUAAAUCGUGCCGAAUAACACGCUGUACAACCCAAAACACGUUGCAGAGCUCGACAACACAACCAUAAAACAAAAGGAGCGAGUUAUUCCUAUUCAUAUUGGAAACCCAGUGAAUGACAAUACAGUACUGUUGUCAGUGGUACAUUUCACAUUGUUGCUAGGGUUGGCUUAUUUGAUAACAUCUUUGACUUGCAUCGCAGCAUCCAAAGGCUUCUUCGAGUGUGGUUGUUUUCUUUAUGUCUUCACCGUGUGAGAUUACAAACAGUAUUUAAAAUGCACAAACUUGCGCAUUUUGUACAGGUCGUUCGUUGUGCGCGCUUGCAAUAAAAUUUCCAUAAAA
Messenger RNA from Lethenteron reissneri (Far Eastern brook lamprey), 5502 nucleotides. RefSeq names its product V-set and transmembrane domain-containing protein 2B-like. The record is from RefSeq and is a predicted model, not a curated record. Gene Ontology annotation, cellular component: membrane. NCBI's taxonomy places the organism in Eukaryota, Metazoa, Chordata, Hyperoartia, Petromyzontiformes, Petromyzontidae.